Molecule: messenger RNA, 696 nt
Organism: Frankliniella occidentalis (western flower thrips)
Lineage: Eukaryota; Metazoa; Arthropoda; Insecta; Thysanoptera; Thripidae
Exons: 3
Coding region: 82-696 (204 amino acids)
Source: RefSeq, a predicted model, not a curated record
UGCCCUUUCUCUCCACUCUGUGCCGGUAAGUUGUGGUGAGCAGACGUACAGCUAGACGAGAGAAAACAUCUUCUUGUGAGAAUGUUGUACAUGUACGAGCCGUGGUUCCUGUUCCUCACCGAGGAGCGCGAUGAAUUUUGGCUUGUUCCUCGGCGGGCCGUGAUCGACCCGGCUGUUCAGAACUACCAGACUUAUCUGGACUGGACUGAUGAUCCAUCAUUCUAUUUGCCUCCGAGGGGUGGUGAGAUUUACAGUGUAGAUCUAGGUGUUGAACAUGUGCAUCGCUUGGCUGCUCCUGUGGACAUGCUACCGGGCACUACUGUUAAAGAGUGCACCCUCCUCUUCUGGGAUACUGAUCGGGAAGAGGUGGUCAACUUCUUCCAAACUUGCUUAACUCUAGCAUUGAGCAGCGCUGACCCGGACACCGCGGAUCCGGACUUCAUACAGGAUUGGCUCAAAAGAGAGGACCAAGAUGACAUUGCAAAGCAUUAUGCGAUUAAGCACAAAAUGUCAGAAUGGAUGGUUGUGACCAUCACCAAGUUGCGAAACUGUUGUGGGAUGAGUUUAAUUUACUUUCCGGCAGAUAAAGACAUCCCUGAGAGGUGGCUAGUGCCAACAGAACACACUCCUGUGAAGCGGUGUUUCUUGCCUGGUUAUCCACAGAAAGAAACAACAAGGGUGCGGCUUAAAUUAUAA